Colletotrichum chrysophilum is the source of this 2184-nucleotide messenger RNA. RefSeq lists its product as uncharacterized. Bases 1 to 2184 code for a protein of 727 amino acids. NCBI's taxonomy places the organism in Eukaryota, Fungi, Ascomycota, Sordariomycetes, Glomerellales, Glomerellaceae. Gene Ontology annotation, biological process: triglyceride catabolic process. Gene Ontology annotation, molecular function: triacylglycerol lipase activity; sterol ester esterase activity. The record is from RefSeq and is a predicted model, not a curated record. The transcript has 2 exons. Gene Ontology annotation, cellular component: cytosol.
AUGAUCGACCACGUCCUCGGACGGCCUUCGGUCAAGUCGCGCCGACUCCAGGUGCUGGCCGUCCUGGCCUUCUGGUCGGCCUACAUUUUCAGAGGUCAUCCCCAUGGCCCUCCCUUCAUGCGCUUCCUCUCCAAGCUCACGACAAAACGACUUACAACAUGGCAGAUAGUCGUUGCCACCAUGCUCUACCUAUACGCUGCACGUAACUUCAGCACCCUACUCGGUCUCGCGAGUCCCGAGCCCAUGUCGAACAUGUACGAUGCCACCUACUUUCGUGCGACGUGGGUCUUGACUGCGCUUGACGCUGGUUUCUGGACGGCCAUGAAGAUCCGAGCCAAAUGGUUGCGCGACCUUGCCAGCAUUGUCUUCUCCGUGUUCUACAUGUUUGCCGCCGAGAAGGCCGACGAGAAGGUCCGGAAGGUCCGAGGUAUGCUUACUGUAGAGCACUUGCGGGUCUCCUGGAACAAAGGGACCACGCCGUACUUGCGCUUCUUCCAAGGUCUAAUGCGACCUCGCUUUUCCCGCUGGCCGCCCCGCGCGAUCCGCAUUCCGCGCCCAAACGGCAGUGAUUAUAAGGAGCCAGUAUCCGCAUGGCUCUACUUCGACGGCCCGCUGACGGACCUCGCGAGGCACAACCGAAUCAUCCUCGAUAUUCCUGGUGGAGGAUUUGUCGCUAUGGAUCCUCGAUGCAACGACGACAAGCUGUUUGCCUGGGCUGCGAAGACUGGACUUCCAGUGUUGAGUUUGGACUACAAGAAGGCCCCAGAGUUCCCGUACCCGUAUGCGCUCAACGAAUGCUUCGACGUCUACACCACCAUCAUCCGGAGCAAGGGAAGAUGCAUUGGCAUGUCCGGAAAAGAAACGCCUCGCGUCGUGCUCACAGGCGACAGUGCUGGAGGAAACUUGGCUACUUCUACGACGCUGAUGAUCAUUGAGCGAACGUCGGCCCCGAUGCGCCGUUACGUGAGCACUGGAGAUCUGCCCCUGCCUGAUGGAUUGGUGCUGUUCUACCCCGGUCUCGACAUGAACAUCGGCAACUGGAUGUCGGACGAGCAAAUGUCACUGAUGAAGGACAGGAAGAUGAGGGCUACGAACAAGUCUAUUAUAAGACGAAAGAGCAUGCAGUACAAUGACCUGGUUGGCACUCCACACCAGACCGACGACGAAGAGGAGAGUGCCUCCAAGCAAACGACGGAGCUGACGGCGAAGGAAGUUGAGAUUGCGUCUUCGCAGGCCCUUGCAAGUCCGCACCCGGAGUACUCGCACAGUGGCCCUCAGGCCUUGUCCAACACGCAAUUAUCGUCGCAGGAUGCCAAGCGCAAGCAGAGCACGUCGCAUCAUUCAGAGCCUCUACGAACACGUCUUGCCAUGUCCUCCAUGAUUUCUUACUUCAACGACCGCGUCCUCACUCCUGAGAUGAUGCGUGCCAUGAUCAUCUUGUACAUCGGCCCUCACAACCGCCCCGACUUCAGUCAGGAUUAUCUGCUCUCGCCUGUUCUGGCUCCGGAUUCUCUCCUGGCCCGUUUCCCCAAGGUCUACUUCCUAACCGGCGAGCGAGAUCCCCUGGUCGACGACACGGUCAUUUUCUCUGCCCGCAUACGCAAGGUUAAGGAGGCCAUGUUCGACCAGGCCCAAGCCGAGAGAUCCGACUUUGGCGACGGCUAUGAGCCUGUUUUCAACGCGAAGGACGUUGCUGUGGUGACGCUGAUACCAGGCAUCUCUCACGGUUUCCUCCAGUUCCCAACGGUGUACCCGCCAGCUUGGAAGCUCAUCGACAGAUCAGCCGAAUGGAUUCAGGAUAGUUUUGCUCACGCCGACGCCGUUCGAGAGCGUGAAAGUCGCGGUCGUCGCCGCGUGGGAGGACAGGCGACGAACGGCAACUCACAAGGAAGACAUCACACCCGCACCGAGUCGAGCGGCGAUGAGGACCGGCCUCUUGAGAUCAGCAUGACUAGAGCGAACCGAAGCAAGACAUUAACAAAAGAACCUCAGCCAAUGCAGGAAGGCGAGUCACUUGUCGAGAAGGUUGAGGCUAGCAACGGGAAGAAGAACGGUAGGGCCAGGGGCGCAAGUAAGAGCACAGGCGCGAGCCUGGUUAAGCUUAAGAGUACAGAUGAUCUACUUGGAAGGCGCAUGCAAGGCCUGGCUGGUGGGUUGACUGGCGUUGGUGGUGAGCAUGAUUGA